Molecule: messenger RNA, 1815 nt
Organism: Budorcas taxicolor (takin)
Lineage: Eukaryota; Metazoa; Chordata; Mammalia; Artiodactyla; Bovidae
Gene: ENTPD7
Product: ectonucleoside triphosphate diphosphohydrolase 7
Exons: 11
Biological process (GO): nucleoside diphosphate catabolic process
Cellular component (GO): membrane
Molecular function (GO): nucleoside diphosphate phosphatase activity
Source: RefSeq, a predicted model, not a curated record
UAUUUCAGGAUCAGUUUUUCCUUCGUCUGCCCAGCCUCCUGGUACUUCACUGUGCCCACAGUGAGCCAAUUUCCCCGGCAGCGGGUGGCAUUUCUAGGACUCUUCUUCAUAUCCUGUCUCCUUUUACUUAUGUUAAUCAUGGACUUUCGACAUUGGGGUGCUUCAUCACCACGAGAUAGGCAAUAUGAAAGGUAUUUGGCUCGAGUAGGAGAUCUUGAAGCUACUGACACUGAAGACCCAGAUCUGAAUUAUGGACUUGUUGUGGACUGUGGCAGCAGUGGCUCUCGGAUUUUUGUUUAUUUCUGGCCAAGACAUAAUGGGAAUCCUCAUGACUUACUGGACAUCAAACAGAUGAGAGACCGAAACAGCCAACCAGUGGUUAAAAAAAUCAAGCCAGGAAUCUCUGCAAUGGCAGACACUCCAGAACAUGCCAGCGAUUACCUUCGUCCUCUGCUGAGCUUUGCUGCUGCUCACGUGCCUGUGAGGAAGCACAAGGAGACCCCCCUUUACAUCCUCUGCACGGCAGGCAUGAGGCUUCUUCCCGAGAGGAAGCAGUUGGCUAUCUUGGCUGAUCUAGUGAAAGAUUUACCUCUGGAGUUUGACUUCCUCUUUUCUCAGUCUCAGGCAGAAGUGAUCUCUGGAAAGCAAGAAGGGGUUUAUGCAUGGAUUGGAAUCAACUUUGUUUUGGGAAGAUUCGACCAUGAAGAUGAAGCUGAUGCUGAGGCUCCCCAGGAAUUGGUGACAGGACGCAGAAGGACAGUAGGGAUACUGGAUAUGGGAGGAGCCUCUCUCCAAAUUGCUUAUGAAGUUCCUGCCUCAACUUCUGUCCUUUCUCCACAAGAGGAAGAAGCUGCGAAGAUCUUGCUAGCUGAGUUCAACCUGGGCUGUGAUGUGCAACACACUGAACACGUGUAUAGGGUUUAUGUCACGACCUUUCUGGGUUUUGGGGGCAACUUUGCCCGGCAGCGCUAUGAAGAUCUUGUAUUGAAUGAAACUCUUAACAAGAACAGGUUGCUGGGCCACAAGACAGGUCUGAGUCCCGACAAUCCUUUUCUGGAUCCCUGCCUACCUGUGGGACUCACAGAUGUGGUGGAAAGGAACAGUCAGGUCCUGCAUGUCCGAGGACGAGGGGACUGGGCGGCUUGUGGGGCCAUGCUGAGCCCGCUGCUGGCUCGCUCCAACACCAGCCAGGCCUCACUGAACGGCAUCUACCAGUCGCCCAUUGACUUCAACAACAGCGAGUUCUAUGGUUUCUCCGAGUUCUUUUACUGUACAGAGGAUGUGUUGCGCAUCGGUGGCCGCUACCAUGGGCCAACAUUUGCCAAGGCUGCUCAGGAUUACUGUGGCAUGGCUUGGUCAGUACUCACUCAGAGAUUCAAGAAUGGCCUCUUUUCAUCACAUGCAGAUGAGCAUCGACUCAAAUACCAGUGUUUUAAGUCAGCUUGGAUGUACCAAGUUCUUCAUGAAGGAUUCCACUUUCCCUAUGACUAUCCAAAUCUGCAGACAGCACAGCUGGUCUAUGACCGAGAGGUUCAGUGGACGCUGGGAGCCAUUCUGUAUAAGACACGCUUCUUACCUCUCAGGGAUCUACGGCAGGAAGGUGUCCGACAGGCCCAUGGUAACUGGUUCCGUCUCUCCUUCGUCUACAACCACUAUCUCUUCUUCGCCUGUAUCCUGGUGGUGCUACUGGCCAUCAUCCUGUACCUUCUGCGGCUACGUCGGAUUCACCACCGACAAACUCGAGCUUCAGCCCCACUGAACUUGCUGUGGAUCGAGGAGGUGGUGCCCAUGAUUGGGGUACAGGUCGGGCCAUGA